Molecule: messenger RNA, 993 nt
Organism: Vicia villosa (hairy vetch)
Lineage: Eukaryota; Viridiplantae; Streptophyta; Magnoliopsida; Fabales; Fabaceae
Exons: 3
Coding region: 1-993 (330 amino acids)
Source: RefSeq, a predicted model, not a curated record
AUGGAUCCCAAUAAUCAUUUUAACACUCAAAAUUCUGCUAAUUUUCCAUUUAACCAAAAUCCCAACAAUUAUCAAAAUCCCAACUAUUAUCAAAAUCCAAAUCAAUUUUCCAACCAACAUCCUCAAAACAUACCUAAUUUUGGUUUUCCACCAAAUUUCAACCAGUCAUUCUCUGUUCCAAACUUUCAACCAUAUUAUGGAUCUAUGCCGAGAAAUCCAUCUCAAACACCCCCGUUUAAUGGUUAUGUGACAAUGGCGAAUGCAAAUUUUCCAAGUGGUGGUGUACCUGAAUUUCCCGAGUUUUCAACACAACUAACUAUUGGUGGCAUGAUAGUUUCUAAUGAAGUCGCUCCAAAUUCAGAGGAUUCAACUCCUAAGAGCAGGAAAACUCAGCAACCAGCAUGGAACACUGAACAAAAUUUGGUGCUAAUUAGUGGGUGGAUUAAAUUUGGAACAAGCAGUGUUGUCGGGAGAAACCAGAAAGGUGAAACAUAUUGGGGUAAAAUUGCUGAGUAUUGUAAUGAGCAUUGCUCAUUCGAUCCUCCGCGUGAUGGACCUGCAUGCCGAAACCGUUUUAAUUAUAUGAACAAAGUGUUGGGUAAAUGGAUUGGCGCUUAUGAUGGCGCUAAGCGUAUGCAAGGAAGUGGUUGGUCGGAGAAUGAUGUUUUGGCAAAAGCGCAGGAAUUAUAUGCAUGUGGGAAGAAUGUUAGAUUCACUUUAAUGGAAGAAUGGCACGCUCUCCGAAAUAUUGGCUCAGGAAGUAGUGGAUCUAAGAGAUCUCGCGAGAGUGAUGCAUGUGGCUCAAACACUGUAGAAUCCAGUGCUCGUCCUAUAGGAAGGGAAGCAGCUAAAAAAAGGGCUAACAAUAUAGCCUUGGAAAAGACUAAAACCAAGAAAAUGAAGAUGUAUCUAAAGCUAACUUCCGAAGAGCAUCUAGAUGACCGGAAGAACCAGCUGUUGAAAAAGUUGGAGGCAGAACUGUUUGAUAAUUAA